Molecule: messenger RNA, 6863 nt
Organism: Apis cerana (Asiatic honeybee)
Lineage: Eukaryota; Metazoa; Arthropoda; Insecta; Hymenoptera; Apidae
Gene: wde
Product: Fibronectin-III type domain-containing protein windei
Biological process (GO): regulation of DNA-templated transcription
Cellular component (GO): transcription regulator complex; nucleus
Molecular function (GO): protein binding; transcription coregulator activity
Source: RefSeq, a predicted model, not a curated record
UGAUUAAAAAUAUAUUUAUAAUAUAUUUGUAAUAUUUUUUUAUAAUAAUUUAUAAACAAUUAAAAUUUCGAAAAUACAGUGUUGAAUCUACAUACAGAAAUCUAUAUAAAAUCGAUAUUCGUAAUGAGUUAUGAAAGCAUAACAUUUCUCCCACUCAAUGAAUUCAAUAUUAUAUUACCAGUAUGACGCAUGUUGAUCUUGUCAAUAAGAAUUAAAAAAAACAGGAAUAGAAUUAUUUCAAAUGUUCAAUAUAAAAAUAUUUGUAUAUUAUAAAAUAAUUUAUAUAUAUAUAGUAUUUUUAUAAAUAAAUAUUUAAUAUUAGUAUUUUUUUUUAAAUAUAUUGUAUUGAAAAAUAUAUUCAAACAAAAGUGUUCGAACAUAUAAAUAUUAAAAUCUAUAUUAAUAUAUUAAAUAUGAUAAAAUUUUUAUAAAUCUUUGCAAUAGUAUAAAACUAAGUAUUAUUAAGUAGCACAUUAGUAAAGAGAGGGGAUAUUGGAAAUAUAAACUUUUUAAAUAUUUUGGUUCAUUUAAAAUGCAAAAAUAAAAAAAAUUUAGUACAAUUUUACUUGUUAAAUCUAUACUUUUACUACGGAAUUUAUUAAAUUUUAUUUUUAUUUUAUAUUAAGAAAUAAUUUCUCAAUGGUAAACUGUGACGCCAUAUUGGUUGACUUCGUGUAAAAUCGUUGAAUUUCGUUAGGACACAUCGGGGCCUAUGUUUGGCAGUAUUCGUUCAAUAGAGGAGCUUACUUAGAAGCCCGCCUUUUUCUACAUAAAUUUUAUAUAGAUUAAAUCAUAAUUAAUUUAAUGUAUUCUAACAUUUCAAUUAACAUUUCAAAGUUAUAAUUAUUUGUGUUGUGUAUUUAUAUUUAAUUUUAUAAACAAAUAAUAUUUUUGACAUGAAUUGAAUUUUAAAGUUUUGUAAAUAGUGACAGACACAAAAAUACGAAAUGAUUAUGUACUUAUCAUAUUAAACAUUUUUUCAAUAUAUUAUUUGUAUAAAAUAUAAAUCUAUAAUAUUUUUAAAAUAAUAAUAAUAUAAAUUUUUUUUAAAUAGUAGUAUGAUAUAUCUAUUAUUUAAAACAUAAUGAUGAAUUUAGUGAAACAGUUCCAUUCCGCCAUUUUUAUUAAUUGAGUACUUAUGGGCCAGGGAUGGUAUAUAUUGGAGUGUAUUAAAGGGCCCAUAUUUUAAUAAUUUUAAUUUUACGAAAAUUUGUCUUCUCUUCAUUAAUAGUUAUAUCAAAAUAUUAGCAUAAAUAUUAAUCAUUUUAAUACACAUUGCAAACAUAAUGAUAUAAUAAUAUUAAACGAAAAAUAUUAAUCCAUGAAAAACUAAUAAUUUUUUAUAAUCUUAAAAUAUUAUUUUUAAUAAUGUAUAUUAAAAUUAGAUCUUUUGACAAAAAAUAUAAUAUUUUAUAUUUAUCAAUUAUAUAUAUAUUUUAUAGUUAUAAAUUAUAAUAGAUUUUAUAUUUAAUUAUAUUUAACUUUUAAAAAAUUAUAAAUAAAUCUGGAUUUCAUUAUUAAUUUUUUUUAAUAUUUAUGAUAUUUUAAAUUAAUAUUUAUUUAUUUAUUUAUAAAAUUAAAAUAAUAAAAAUUUUGAUAAAAAUAAAAAUAAAUAAUAUACAUUAAAUCAAUAUAUUAAUUUAUACAAUAUUUUAUUUGUAUUUAUUUUUUAAUUUUAUAUUAAUAUUUUUAUUAACUCACUCUAUAAUAUAUACUUAUAAUAAAUAUAAUUAUUAUUUCAUAAAAAAAUUAAAUAAAAAUUAAAUAAUUAUAAGUUCAAAUAUAUGAAAAUUUUUGUUAUAUACAUUUGUAUAUCAAAUGUAUAUAUACGCGCAUAUGUGUGUAUAUGUGCGCGCGCGCAUGUGUGUAUAUAAAGUUAAAACAAAAUAUUUAAAAUAAAAUUAUUAAAGGUGAUGAUGGUGAUGAAGAAGAUGCUCUUUCAGAUGAUAGUAUGCGUUUGAGACUUUCUGAUGAUGAUGAAAUUGAGACAGAAGAUAUUUUAACAUCUGUUUUAAAUAAUCAGGAAAAUGAAUUAAAAACUAAUAAAAUUGAAACAACAUCUGAAGAUAUGGAAAUUUCUCCAGAAAAAAAUGUUAAAAAUGACACAAAUAUAAAAAAAAUAAAUCCAGAAGAACAGUGUUCGGAUAAUGAUUCCAUGGAUGAAAAAAUAGUAAUCGAUUAUGAAAGGAUUAUUAAAAAAGGUGAAAAUGAAAAUGAAGUAAUGAAACAUCAAACAAUUAAUACACCUCGUCUAUGGCCAAAUUAUGAAUUACAUUGGAGAUAUCCUAGAAGUCCUAAUGGUCGUCCUUUUCGUAGUAUCAGUCAUACUUAUAAUAGAUUUAGACCCAGAGGACGUUAUAGACUUCAGUCAUAUGAUUUUAGGUUUCAUAAUGCAUUUCUUCCUUUUGAACGUGGAAGAGGCAAUGGAACAUAUAAUUCAUAUAAUAGAUCAAUUUAUGGUAAUAGACAACAAAAGAAAAGUUUUAAGUCUAAUGCAAUGCAAAGGCAAAAUAGUCCAAUUAAAUUUGAUCAAAAUUUGGAAUCAUCAUUAUAUAAAAAUGUAUUUUCAAAAACUAUUGAUAAUGAUAUCAAAAUUAUAAAAAUUGAAGAAGAUCAUGAGACAAUAAAUGAAGAUAAUACAUUAUAUAAUGAAUCUUCAAUUAACAUUAAUAAGAAUGAUUCAAAUCAAUCAUUGAAUAAAGAAGUAGGUGAUACUAUUACUAAGGAUUCUAAAGAGGAAAAUUUUGUUAAUUCUAUUGAUAAUUCAUUAGAAUUAAAACAUAAAUUGGAAGAAAAUAUGAAAAUAAUACAAUGUAAAGAUAAGAAUAAAGAUAUUUUAAUUCAUGCAUCGAAUGAUAAUUCUGUUGUAAAACUUACAAAUUCUACAAUUAAUUCUCAUGAUAAUAAUACAGAUAACAUUAAGUUAAUUGAAAACAGUAUAAAUAAUGCAGAUGUUGAUUCUAAUAAUUUUUCUGUUUCUAAUAACUCUAAAAUAAUAGAAUCAUUAAAUAUUAAUGUAACAUAUAAACAUAAUGAAUAUAAAAAUAUAGAACACACUAAAGAAAAUAAUGUAAGUAAUCAAAAACAAGAAGAAAUAGUUAAAAUAACUAAUAUAAAUGAAAGUGGAGAAACUAAACACAUUAAUAAGUUAGAAAAGCAAAAUUCAAAUAAAAAUCAAGAAUUAACAUAUGUUAAUCAAGAUAUAAAAAACAAUUAUAGGAUAACUGAUUUAAAUAUUUUAAAUGAAAAAGAGAUGAUAAAUGAAUCAAUAAUAAAUAAAGAAAUAACAAAUCAUAAAAUUAAUGAAAUUCUUACAAAUAAAGAAGAAAUUUCUUUAGAAAAUAUGAAAUCAAAUAAAGAAAUUAUAAAAACAACAAUUACUGUAUCAAAUGAUUUGUCAAAUGAAAAUGAUAAUGAAAUCAAAGUUAUACAAAAUGUUACCACAGAAAAAUCAGUUAAUAACAGCGAAAAAUGUGAUAAUCAAAUAUUAAAAACUAAUAUUAAUAGUACAAAUUCUAUUAAAAUUAAUGAAUUUAUUUCUUCUGAAGAUCAAGUAACCCAAAGUAAAAUUGAUCUUUUGAAACAAAAUGAAAAUGAAAACGAUAUAAAAUCUAUACCAAAAGAAAAUUCUGUAAUAAGUUCUACAAGUAUAACAGCAAAUUUAAAUGAAAACAUUAAGUUAAUAUUAAAUGAAAAUAGCUUAUCCAAUAUAAAAAUACAAAAUGAUUCCUUGGAUUUUAAGGAAAAAGAUAAUAGUGGUGAUAAUGAUAAAAUAAUUGCUGAACCUAUAAUUACCCAGAAAAAAAAAAGACGAACGAAAAAAAUGAUUACCAUUGCACAAGGAACUAUUUCUGAAGAAGAUAAACAAGUUAAAGAAAGUGGAAGACAAAAAAGACGAACAGCUAAGAAUGCAGAAGAAAUAAUAAGAAAAAAAUUUCUUAAUUAUGAUAGUGAUCUAGAAUCUAGUGAUAGUUCAGAAAAAUUUGUGGUUGUAAAUUACAAAAUGAAUCAAGAUGCAUGUCCUUUAUCACCACCUUCAUUAAAACGAACUUAUUCUGAUACUAAUAGUACUAUUUUGAAUGGUAAUAUUAAAAAAAUUAAAAUAAAUUCUGAAGCAUGUGAUGAAUUAAAAACACAAGAAAAUAAUUCUGAAAACAUUAAAAAACUUAAUUAUGUUCAUAAAUUUUUCCAAAGAGAUUUAAAUGAAAAACUGCCAAAAUUAAAACAAGAAGAAUUAGAAGAACUUUUGAUACAAAAAAUUGUUGAAACAAUUACCAUGCGUGACGAAAUUGGCAAAUUAAGAGAACAGGCACGUAUAUCAGAAAAAAAUCAAGAAGUAAUGCGUGCAAAAUGUCAACAAUUGGCAAAACAAAUUAAGGAUUUUGAAAUGGUAUUAAGUCGUAAUGCUGCAGAUCGACGUGCUAAUAAUGACAAAUCUACUCCUCCAAUUAAAAUCAAUAGAUCUGUUGGAUUACAAGUUAAUUUUAUGACGGAUCAUGGCAUGCAGAAUUUACGGCAAUUACAACAGAAUUCUAAUUUGAAGUCUUUACAUCUUUCAAGUAAUAAUAAUAAUACAUCAAAUACUUCUAUUAAUGAAACAAAUACAGCCAGUCCCAGGAAAGGAAUUAAAGUAAGAUCUCCUAGGAGAACUGAAUCAAUAAUUGGACAAAAUCCUGUGGUACCGCAAAAUCAUACUCAGUCUCCAAAUAUUAUGACUACUAUCACUCCUGCAGCUUUAGUUGUUGCUAAACCUGUAGAUACACAGCAUUCUUUGACAUUACCAAAUCAAUCUAAUGUUCAACAAAUUAUGUCAAAUCAACAAAUGCAAUCACAACAAUCACAACAAACUAUAGUUCUAAAUGGAAAAUUUUCAAAUCAAAUAAAUCGUCAAGGAUCUACUACAACAAAUGUAAAAUCUCAUACAAAUGAUCUUAUUGAUCUUACAGAUGAAGAAGAAAAAAGCAAAGCAACUGGUGUACCAGUUGUAACUACUACAAUAACUGAUCAACAAGUAAAUUUAGCACAAAAAACACAACAACCUUGUUUCCAAAGGGUAAUUCAAACCAUUCCUGGGAAUGUAGCUAUAACAAGUCAACCUCCUAGUAUAAGAGUAGUACAACCUGCCAGUCAACCAACACCUACUGCCUUAGUGAAUAAUAUGAACGCGCCUCGAUUAACAUAUGUGAUGCAAAGUGGUGUAGGACCAACAAGACAAUUAUUAAUAGCUCCAAAUUCCAGUCCGAUACGACCUGUAACUUCGUGUAGAGCUUCAUUUUCAACUUUAACUUAUAAAACGGGAAUAUCAACUAUUGCAAAUGGAACAGUUCGAGUUUUAACAACUCCAGCUACUUCAAGUGUACAAUUAAAUAAGCAUCCUGCACCUUUACCAGAUAUACACAAUUAUGCUGUAAAUCCUCUUUUGAAACUUCCACCACCAGCUCCAUCAUUAAAAAUUUCUAAAGUUGCACAUGGUAUAGUAUUAUCUUGGAAUAUGAAUUUAUCAGAAAAAUAUGCAGAUAUUGUUAGUUACCAAUUGUAUGCGUAUCAAGAAAUUACUGGUAUUCCUCCUAAUACAUCAUUAUGGAAAAAAGUAGGUGAUGUUCGAGCUUUACCACUGCCUAUGGCAUGCACACUUACGCAAUUUUCUGAAGGCAAUAAUUAUUAUUUCGCAGUUCGAGCGGUUGAUACACAUUCCCGAAAAGGACAGUAUAGUUUACCUGGAAAUAUUUCAUUAUAAAAUAUAUGAUUUUUAAGUUAUUAUAUUAAUGUUAUUUUUGACGCACAGUUAUAACAAUUCAUGAUUCAUAUAACAACAAAUUCCGUACAGUCCUUUAAAUUAUCACAUUCGUUUAAUUUAUCACAUUCAUUACAUGUAAAAUACAUUUAAUGAAGUUACAGAAGUUAUAAUGAUCAAUAUGAUGUAUAAAGUACACAUACAAGCAAAUUUGUUAUAUAGUAGUAAAUAUCCAUUUAAUUGUAAGUAAUUCAUAUAUUUCUUAAUAAGUAUGAUACAAUUGUAGCUAAUAUAUUUUUCUUUCUUUUUUAUACAUCUUUUAGUUUAAAAAUCAAAAAAUACAAAUCUUAAUUUUGACAAUAUACAUAUAGUUUAUAUUUUAUAUUCAUAUCGUUUAUAUCACAAAAUUGCAAUGUAAAAAUUCCAUGCUAUUUCGUGCCAUGUUUCAUAAAGUAUUAUCAUUUGAGAGUAUAUAAUAAUUAUUUAUCAAACAUUUGAAGUUAUUUUAAUUCUAUUCUAAAUGAUUUGUAAUAGAAUGUCUAGAAAAAAAUAAUUAUUCUAGUCAAAAAGAAUUUUUGUAACAAAUACUUCAUUAUUCAUACUUCCAUAAAGACUGUUACAGUUCAAGACUGUACACUUGUUGUAUAAGUUUGGUAUUGAUAUUAUUAUUCAUUCAAAGUGUUCACAAAUAUUGCUUCCCUAUUUAUAUGUUAUACAUAAAAUACCAUCUACUUUCAUUUUUCGUUAAAUUUUCUUUAUUUUCAUUGUUACUUAUUGUAAUUGAAUAUUACUAAUAUAUGAUUUGCUCAAUUUUUAUACAAUUGUAAUAAAUUUUAAAUGUUAAAUGAUAAAAUACUUCAUAGAUUUGCGGUAUAGAAUGGAUGACAAUUCACUUUAUAUAUUAGUAUGUAAAUAUUAAUGUUUAUAUGUUCUGAUUUUUAAUAUUUGUAUUGAAAAUAUAAUAAUCUAUAUAUAAUAAUCUAUAUAAUAUAAUGAUCUAAUAUCUCUUAUAUUAUUAAGUUUUACUUAUUUUUGUGUUAAAAAUGUACAAUAAACUAAUUGCUCAUUUUUCAUACGAAUUUAUAUAAAAAAAUAAUUCUUAGUUUAAUAAAAUUUUAUUUAAAUAGUA